UUGACGACGUCAACAGCUCUACAGUCGCCGCAAAAAUGGCGGACGCAGCGGCACGACAACUCCAAUACGAAUACAAAGCCAAUUCUAAUCUUGUGCUUCAAGCUGAUGUGCGAUUGAUAGAACGUCGAAGUCGAGAUGAAGCCACCGGUGAGGUCAUGUCCCUUGUGGGCAAAUUGGAUGGGACGAGGAUGGGUGACAGAGCCCAGAGAACAAAACCUGGAAAAGCUGAAGAGCGUAAAGUCAAGCGUCAAAAACGUGACGAAGCGCAGUACGAUUUCACCCGGAUGAAAGGAGCUACCCUCCUCUCAGAAGGUGUAGACGAGAUGGUGGGAAUAGUCUACCGCCCAAAGACCCAAGAAACCCGUCAAACCUACGAAGUCCUCCUGAGCUUCAUCCAAGAGGCCCUCGGCGAUCAGCCCCGCGACAUUCUUUGCGGUGCAGCCGACGAGGUCCUAGGAGCCCUCAAAAGCGACCGUCAGGAUAAAGACAAGAAGAAAGAAACAGAACUUCUCCUGGGGCCCCUCGCAGACGAGCGAUUCGCUUUACUAGUGAACCUUGGCAAGAAGAUCACAGACUUCGGUAACGAAGAGAAGAACCCAACAAGCGAGGAGAAUAUCGACGAGACCUACGGCAUAAACGUUCAGUUCGAAGAGAGCAGUGAGGAGGACGACGAGGACGUUUACGGAGAGGUCAGGGAGAACGACGACGAUGGGGACGAGGGUGAAGAGGCCAACGACGAUCGUCUGAUUCACGCUGAGAACCUCGGAGGGACAGAAGAAGCCAAGAAGGAGAAAACCCUGCACCCCUUGGACAUCGACGCCUACUGGCUCCAGCGAAGACUUAGCAGAAUCUACAAGGACGCUGUGGAGUCCCAGGCUCGAGCUGCUCAGGUCCUCAAUGUCCUGAAGGACGCCCCAAGUGAUCGUCAAUGCGAAAACGACCUCGUUGGUCUCCUGGGCUACGACUGCUUCGAUUUCAUCAAGCAACUGAUGAAACAACGCCACAUGAUCGCGUACUGCACAAUGCUAGCCUCAUCUCAAUCGGAAUCAGACCGUCAGAAGAUACGUGACAGCAUGAAGGAUGAUCCUGCAUUAGCUAAAAUUCUUCGACAAUUAGACACUGGUAAAAAUGAUGAUGAUGGGAACGAAACAAUGGAAGCAAGAGCACAGAGAAAAAGGAGAGAGGAGAAGGAAGACACAGGAGGUCCUGGAGGUCAAGUUCAAGGGACCAGGAACAUCGUAGACUUGGAGGACCUUGUUUUCACACAGGGCAGCCACUUCAUUGCCAACAAAAGGUGUAAGUUGCCCGAUAGGAGCUUCAGAAAACAGAGGAAGGGGUAUGAAGAGGUGCAUGUGCCAGCCCUGAAGCCCAAGCCAUUUGGAGAAAAUGAGAAACUCCAUCCCAUCGAUCAUCUCCCAAAAUACGUUCAGCCUGCUUUCGAGGGUUUCAAGACCCUGAAUAGAAUACAAAGCAGACUUCAUAAUACAGCUCUGAAUAGUGAUGAGAAUCUGUUGUUGUGUGCCCCAACAGGUGCAGGAAAAACUAAUGUUGCUUUGUUGACCAUGAUGAGGGAGAUUGGAAAACACAUAAAUGACGAUGGCACCAUCAAUGCUGAGGAAUUCAAGAUAAUCUACAUAGCUCCAAUGCGUUCACUCGUACAAGAGAUGACUGGUAAUUUUGGGAAACGUCUUUCCAGCUACAACAUAACAGUCUCAGAAUUGACUGGAGAUCACCAACUGACGAGGGAGCAGAUAGCUGCCAGUCAGGUGAUUGUUUGCACCCCUGAGAAAUGGGAUGUCAUCACGAGGAAGGGUGGGGACAAGACGUUUACGUCUUUAGUGAGGUUAAUCAUCAUUGAUGAAAUCCAUUUGCUUCAUGACGAACGAGGACCUGUCCUGGAGGCUCUUGUGGCUAGAACUAUCAGGAACAUUGAGACGACUCAAGAGGAUGUUCGUCUGGUUGGUCUGUCUGCUACUCUUCCUAACUACGAAGACGUAGCUGCUUUUCUGAGAAUAAAACCUGAAACUGGAUUGUUCUACUUUGACAACAGCUUCAGACCAGUAGCUCUGGAGCAACAGUACAUCGGUGUCACUGAGAAGAAGGCUAUUAAACGUUUUCAGGUGAUGAAUGAGAUUGUUUACGAGAAGACAAUGCUUCAUGCAGGUAAGAACCAAGUCUUGAUCUUUGUGCAUUCGAGAAAAGAAACUGGGAAGACAGCUAGGGCUAUCAGAGACAUGUGUCUGGAGAAAGACACCUUGGGGGCGUUCUUAAGAGAAGGGUCAGCAUCGAUGGAAGUCCUCAGGACUGAAGCUGAACAGGUGAAGAAUCAAGAGUUGAAGGAUUUAUUGCCAUAUGGAUUUGCCAUUCAUCACGCCGGUAUGACAAGAGUCGACAGGACUCUAGUGGAAGAUUUGUUUGCUGACAGACACAUUCAGGUUCUUGUGUCCACUGCAACUCUUGCUUGGGGUGUCAACUUACCAGCUCACACUGUCAUCAUCAAGGGAACACAAAUUUAUAAUCCUGAGAAGGGACGAUGGGUGGAGCUUGGAGCUCUAGAUGUCCUCCAGAUGCUGGGGCGUGCUGGUAGACCUCAGUAUGACACCAAAGGCGAGGGAAUACUGAUAACAAAUCAUAGUGAACUACAGUAUUACCUUUCACUGCUGAACCAACAACUGCCCAUUGAGUCACAGAUGAUUGGGAAGAUGGCUGACAUGUUGAAUGCUGAGAUUGUCCUAGGGACAAUUCAGAACAUCAGAGAUGCUGUCAUUUGGUUGGGAUACACUUACCUCUUCAUAAGAAUGCUGAGGGGUCCUAAUUUGUAUGGGAUCAGUGGAGACAAGCUUAAAGAGGAUCCACUGCUGGAGCUCCAUCGAGCUGAUCUCAUACAUUCUGCUGCUAUUCAGCUUGAUCGAAGUGGCUUGAUCAAAUACGACAGGAAAUCCGGAAAUUUCCAGUCAACUGAACUAGGAAGAAUCGCUUCGCAUUACUACUGCACCCACGAGACCAUGUCCACGUACAAUCUGUUGUUAAAGAGAACAUUGAGUGAGAUUGAAUUGUUCAGAGUGUUCUCGCUCUCUGGGGAGUUUAAGAACAUCAAUGUGCGCGAGGAGGAGAAGUUGGAGCUGCAGAAACUGAUGGAAAGGGUUCCAAUUCCCAUAAAAGAGAGCAUUGAAGAACCUAGUGCCAAAGUGAACGUUCUUCUUCAGGCUUACAUCUCACAAUUGAAGCUCGAGGGCUUUGCAUUGAUGUCUGACAUGGUUUUUGUGACUCAGUCAGCAUCUAGGCUGAUGAGAGCUAUCUUCGAGAUUGUUUUGUUCAGAGGGUGGGCACAAUUGGCUGACAAGUGUUUGUCAUUAUGCAAAAUGAUUGAUAGAAGGAUGUGGCAGUCUAUGACACCUCUUCGUCAAUUCAGAAAAAUGCCUGAGGAGGUUGUCAAGAGGAUCGAGAAGAAGAACUUCCCUUGGGAGAGACUCUAUGAUCUCGGGCCGAAUGAGAUUGGCGAGCUUAUUCGAAUGCCGAAACUUGGAAAAACUAUUCACAAGUACAUUCAUCAGUUCCCUAAAUUGGAUUUGUCCACUCAUAUUCAACCCAUCACCAGAUCAACAUUGAGAGUGGAACUAACAAUAACCCCGGACUUCCAGUGGGAUGACAAGGUCCAUGGAGCCUCAGAAGCAUUCUGGAUCCUUGUGGAAGACGUCGACUCAGAAGUCAUCCUCCAUCACGAGUUUUUCUUGCUGAAAGCUAAAUAUGCGAGUGAUGAACACUUGAUAAAGUUCUUUGUCCCAGUAUUCGAGCCUCUUCCACCUCAUUAUUUUCUGAGGAUCGUGUCAGACAGGUGGAUUGGGUCAGAGACACAGUUGCCUGUGAGCUUCAGGCAUCUGAUUCUCCCCGAGAAGAACCUUCCACCAACUGAAUUGCUGGAUCUCCAACCUCUCCCCAUCACAGCUCUCAGGAACCCCAAGUUCGAAAGCCUGUACUCUGAUAAAUUUCCACAGUUCAACCCCAUCCAAACUCAAGUAUUCAACGCAGUCUACAAUUCAGACGACAAUGUCUUCGUGGGUGCACCCACAGGUUCUGGCAAGACGAUAAUAGCAGAGUUCGCUGUUCUGAGAUUACUCUCCCAGAAACCAGACGGCAGAUGUGUCUACAUGGUGAGCAAGCAGGCCCUUGCAGAGCUAGUUUAUACGGAUUGGUUGGUCAAAUUCAAUCAUCGCCUGGGCCACAAGAUAGUCUUGCUGACAGGUGAGACUGGAACUGAUCUGAAGCUCAUCGCAAAGGCUCAGAUAAUUGUGACAACUGCUGACAAGUGGGAUGUGCUUUCGCGAAGAUGGAAACAACGUAAGAACGUCCAGAACGUUCAACUUUUCAUCGUCGACGAGCUGCAGUUGAUUGGAGGGGAGGAGGGACCAGUCCUCGAAGUGGCAUGUUCACGAGCAAGAUACAUUGCCCUCCAACUCGAAAGACCAACAAGAAUAGUUGCACUGUCAGCUCCACUGGCUGACGCCAAGGACGCAGCAGCUUGGCUGGAUGCUCAGGCAGCAGCAACCUUUAACUUCCAUCCAUCAGUCAGACCAAUCCCCCUUGAACUCCACGUCCAGGGGAUCAACAUCACUCACAACGCCUCUCGACUUGCUGCAAUGGCCAAGCCAGUCUACAACGCCAUCCUUCGUCAUGCUCCCCAUAAACCCGUCAUCAUAUUUGUCCCGACAAGAAGACAAGCGAGGCUAACAGCCUUUGAUUUGUUAACAUUUGCAGCUGCUGAAGGACAGAAGACAAAGUUCUUCCAUGCUGAAGAGGCUGAUAUCAAACCCUUCCUCGAUAGGAUGUCUGAUAAAACGUUAAAGGAGACUCUCUCCCAAGGAGUUGCGUAUCUGCACGAAGGACUGUCCAGUGACGAUCGUCACUUGGUGGAGCAGUUGUUCGAGAGCGGGGCUAUUCAGGUAGCUGUUGCCACUCGAGACCUCUGCUGGGGGUUAUCCAUCAGUUCACAUCUGGUGGUGAUUAUGGACACUCAGUGUUACAAUGGUAAAACUCAUGCUUAUGAGGACUAUCCCAUCACGGAUGUCCUCCAGAUGGUGGGACGAGCCAAUCGACCACUUGAAGACGACGACGCUAAAUGUGUUCUUCUCUGUCAAAGCUCGAAGAAAGACUUCUUCAAGAAGUUCCUGAAUGAACCGUUGCCGGUGGAGUCUCAUCUGGAUCACAGGCUACAUGAUCACUUCAAUGCUGAGAUCGUCACGAAGACAAUCGAGAAUAAACAGGACGCAGUGGACUACCUCACCUGGACAUUCCUGUAUCGAAGAUUGACGCAGAAUCCUAACUAUUAUGGCCUGCAGGGGGUGACCCACAGACAUCUGUCUGAUCAUUUAUCAGAGCUCGUGGAGAAUACUCUUGGCGACCUGGAACAGGCCAAGUGUGUGGCCAUUGAGGAUGACAUGGAUACUUUGCCACUGAACUUGGGAAUGAUCGCUGCUUAUUACUACAUCAACUAUGCAACUAUCGAGCUGUUCAGUCUGUCCUUGAACAAUAAAACGAAGAUUCGUGGGCUGUUGGAGAUUAUCGCAGCAGCUGCUGAGUAUGAGAACGUUCCCGUAAGGCAGAGAGAGGAGAAUCUCCUGAGGAGUUUGGCUCAGAGACUGCCGCAUGCACCACAGGCUCAGAGAAUGGCCGAUCCCCAUGUCAAGGCACAAUUGUUGCUUCAGGCUCAUUUGUCCAGGAUUCAACUUGGUCCAGAGCUACAGAAAGACACGGAAUUGGUGCUGAGUAAGGCUAUCAGGCUGAUUCAGGCCUGUGUUGAUGUUCUCAGUUCUUCAGGAUGGUUGACGCCUGCUGUUGCUGCCAUGGAGCUCGCCCAGAUGAUGACUCAAGCCAUGUGGUCUAAGGAUUCCUACCUCAAGCAGUUGCCUCACUUUACUGCUGAGACCAUCAAGAGGUGCACUGAUAAGGGUGUGGAGAAUGUUUUCGAUGUUAUGGAGCUUGAGGAUGAGGACCGGAAUAGGCUUCUGCAACUGACUGAUGUGCAGAUGGCGGAUGUUGCUAAAUUCUGCAAUCGAUAUCCGAAUAUUGAGAUGUCUUAUGAGGUGCAGGAUAAGGAUAGAGUUUACAGCGGGAGAACUGUCAAUGUUAUUGUUCAAUUGGAACGUGAGGACGAUGUCACUGGACCCGUUGUGGCCCCAUUCUUCCCACAGCGACGUGAGGAGGGCUGGUGGGUGGUCAUUGGGGAUCCCAAGACGAAUUCAUUGCUGUCAAUUAAACGACUCACACUACAACAGACUGCAACGGUGAAACUCGAUUUUGUUGCACCUGCCCCCGGACAGCAUGGGUACACUUUGUAUUUUAUGAGUGAUGCGUACCUUGGGUGCGAUCAGGAGUACAAGUUUAAUAUUAAUGUAGGAGAGUAUGAGUCGGAAGGAAGCUCAGCCUCCGACUCUGAGUAAGGUGUUUUUUUUAUUGAAAGGAGGAAUUCUUAAGAUGGCUUUUCGCGUCGAUUGGGAGAAUUUUAGGCUUAUGAUUAAUCAAAUGUUUCUUACCGUCGAAUUGUGUACAGAUAUCGUGGAGGAAAUGUAAUUAUUAUUAAGAAUGAGAAUAAACAGAUUCCACAAAACAA
Diachasma alloeum is the source of this 6607-nucleotide messenger RNA. It is a transcript of the gene l(3)72Ab, whose product is annotated as putative U5 small nuclear ribonucleoprotein 200 kDa helicase. Gene Ontology annotation, molecular function: ATP hydrolysis activity; ATP binding; nucleic acid binding. The record is from RefSeq and is a predicted model, not a curated record. Lineage: Eukaryota; Metazoa; Arthropoda; Insecta; Hymenoptera; Braconidae. Gene Ontology annotation, cellular component: nucleus. The coding region runs from base 36 to 6437 and encodes 2133 amino acids. The transcript has 3 exons.